AGUUCCUAGCAAGCAGAGAUCUGCAUUCACUGACUUUAUGACAGGAUACAUCCUCCCUUACAAGACUACGCACUACAACACAGCAUAGUCAUUUGACUGUUGCAAGGCUGACAAACUGUUGAAAGGUUCCAACUUAAGAAAUCCUUUUUGUUUAAAGGCAAAGUCUGUGCAAAGACUUCUAACAUGAUAGAACUCUGCCUUGUGGCUGCAGCCUUCAUAUUUUCUCUCUUCUGCGAAACAUGUGGUUUAGCGUUACCUAAUUCCACAGACUUAUCAUCAUCAGCCAGCAAUUUCACCACCAUAUACCCAGAUCUCAGUGCUCAGUUGGACUCUGCAAAUAUCCCCAAGGCCAGAAGGAAGCGCUACAUAUCCCAAAAUGACAUGAUCGCUAUUCUUGAAUACCAUAAUCAAGUCAGAAGCAAAGUCUUUCCACCUGCUGCGAAUAUGGAGUACAUGGUCUGGGAUGACAACUUGGCCAAGUCAGCAGAAGCCUGGGCAGCCACCUGUAUUUGGGACCAUGGACCAACUUAUUUAAUGAGAUUCCUUGGUCAAAACCUGUCCGUGAGAACAGGAAGGUACCAGUCUAUAUUACAACUGGUGAAACCGUGGUACGAUGAAGUGAAGGACUAUGCAUUUCCAUACCCUCAAGACUGCAAUCCCAGAUGUCCUAUGAGAUGCUUUGGACCAAUGUGUACACAUUAUACACAGAUGGUUUGGGCAACAACCAAGAGAGUAGGAUGUGCAAUCCACACUUGCCACAACAUGAAUGUUUGGGGAGCGGUGUGGAGAAGAGCUGUCUACUUAGUCUGCAACUAUUCUCCAAAGGGAAACUGGAUUGGAGAAGCACCAUAUAAAGUUGGGGUCCCAUGUUCUGCAUGUCCACCAAGUUAUGGUGGCUCUUGUACAGAUAAUCAGUGUUUUCCCGGAGUAACAUCAAACUACUUAUACUGGUUUAAGUGAGCUGAUCCAAGAAAUUCUAGUUUAAGAAUCCAGAAUUUUCAUAAAUUUUUAUAAAAUACAUGAGCAAUUUAGUGUUAUAAAUAAGUGUAGAACAUAUUGUCAGUGAACAACAGUUUAAUCAGUUAUAAUCUCUGGGUAGUGACAGCAAUACUUCAGUUUUGAGAAUAAGAAACACCUGUAUAGCUCAUGUUUUAUAAGAAUAGACUGUAGGUAUAUUUGAAAACACUUAAGAGUUUUGUGAGUUACCUACACAAUACAGGUGGAAUUGACAUGCUUUAAACCAUUGUUUAUCAUGUCCACUUGUGUGAUAGACAGGAAAAAUUUAACUCUGAACUACAGUACUCAUUCAUAAAUAGUUCAAGGUGCAUGCUGUCAAAAAGGACCCAUCUGGUAUUAAAAUCGUAUUUCGUAUUUAAACGAAGAGCAUCACAACAUUCACGUUUAGUCAUACAUUUGAGCUUUAUCAAGCCCAUUUUAACAGUGACUGUAACACAGUUAAUGCAUAAGCCCAUCAAUUAAUUUAGCUGCUCACUUUGUCAUUAUACAAUGAUGUAAUAUGCUACUUAUGAAAACAAUGCACAGGCAGUAAGAGCUAUACUAUAAUGAAGUUCUCUGAAAACAAAAAAUCACCUAUGUUUCUUUUAACACAACUGAAAGGUUGUAUAAUGAAUGAAAAAACGUGUUGUGGACAUUUGUAGUAAAAUGGAACCAAAUAGUCAUUGCCAUCCUGCCUCCCUUGACCAAAGCAUACAGUAAUAGCUGUAGCACGGUUUACAGGAUGUCACUUCCAGUAACCUAGCAACUAACGCUAAACACCAAUUCAGCACCCAUCAUACCAGAAAGAUCAAAUGUACUAUACAUAAAGGGAGAGAAAUCAUGGCCCUCCUCCUGUGGCAUCUACCUGUGGAGUUUGUGUUUAAAUAGUAGUACAGUAUGUGCAAUAUCAAGAGAGGUUGAUCAAAGUCUCUCGAUAACGCACCCUUUUGGGUUUAAGCCUUUCCCAUCAGUGCUUUGAUACCCUCUUAAAUGAAUCCUUAGUCCUAAAGACCUCUCCAUCUACACAUUUGCACUUUACUAAGGUGAUAUCCAUAAAAUAUGUCAACGUAAUAACUGAAUUUGCAGUUUCGCACCCCUUCCACAUUGAAUUUAGUGUUAGGACUUCAACUGUUAUUCAUUUUUUGCCAUGAAAUAGCCACACAUGCGACUCUAUAUGGUGAUCCGGUUGUUCAGCCCAAUCACCAAACAUCCUAUUUAUGCCAAAUUUGUCCACACACUUGGAAGGUCCAAAUGGUGAGAACCAUUUAUCAAAUGGAUGCUCCAAGUAGGAUGGUGCUAUCAAAUUUAAGAGAAGUAAUUUCAGAUGCCUUUAACCCAAUCUUUUCCAACCUCAGUCCUCAAGGCACACUAAGAGUCCAAGUUUUAAGGAUAUCCAUGCUUGAGCAAAGAUGGUUCAAUCAAAAUAACCUACAGUAGGUUUUAAUUUAGUCACUUGUGUUAAAGUAUGGCUGUCCUUAAAACCUGGACAGUUAAAUUGCCUUGAAGAUUGAGGUUGGGAUAGACUGCUUUAACACUUUCAUUAAUUACCCCAAAAAAAUUCAUUAAUCACCAAAAUUCACAAUGGUAUAAUUGCCACUCAGGGGCAGGUUGGGCAGGGGGUCACCCUGCCCCCCGGGCCAGUGCAAUUUAAGGGUUCCAGGGCCACUGUUGCAUUGCAUUCCCUGUGAAAAGCUAGGCCACAUGCUUGAGUCUAUCCUCCAGGCUGAAAGUUGCCAGCCAGCCCUUGUUCCCACUAAUGCCACAGACAGAAAUCCACUCAUGUCUUUUUUGUUCCGAGAUAGAUUAGCUGCAGGAAAGUGUGCAUUCACUUCCUGUAAAUCUAUUGAAAAAUUCAAAUUUUAAUGUGGUUUCAUCAUUUGAAGGUGCUAGUCAUAUAACAAUGACAAUUGAUAUUAGAGGAACUUGGGUACUUAAUAAAAUUAUUUAAUAAUGUAUUUUAAACAUACAGGUAAAAUUACAGUAUGCCUAUUUGUUUACACUAUUUAAGUUUUUUGGUUUUUUUAUAUACAGUGCCUCUUUUAUUUAAAAUUGCUCAUAUACGGUGCAAACAGUUAAAUUGGGUGCUCAAUAUUUCUUUUGGUGCUAGUUGCAUUUCCAUGUGUAAUUAGAAGUGUCUGUUACCAGAAAAAAGGAAUUUUGCUUAUUUUGUAUACAGGGUGAGAGCAGAUUAUAUUAAGGGGAAUUGUCCCAGUGUGGACAAACCUUUCAAGGCAAUAGCUAGAAACAAUGUCCUCAAUAUUCUUCAGUUAAAUAA
This is a messenger RNA of Pseudophryne corroboree (corroboree frog), 3271 nucleotides long. RefSeq names its product peptidase inhibitor 15 (gene PI15). The record is from RefSeq and is a predicted model, not a curated record. Gene Ontology annotation, cellular component: extracellular region. Bases 184 to 960 code for a protein of 258 amino acids. The transcript is spliced from 6 exons. NCBI's taxonomy places the organism in Eukaryota, Metazoa, Chordata, Amphibia, Anura, Myobatrachidae.